AUGCUCUUGCAGCUUCUCUAUGCAGCUUCCCAAAAGACUACGAAUGAAUACCCGUCAUUUUUUAAUAUCGGAGGCGUCCUGAGCAAUAACGAUAGUGAGACUCAUUUUUCUAUGGUUAUAGCGCAUCUCAACUUCGAUCAACAGUAUGUUCCCAGAGGUGUUACAUAUUAUGAUAAAACUAUCAGGAUUGAUAAAAAUCCUAUCAAAACAGCUCUAGAUGUUUGCAAGCAUUUGAUAUCAAGAAGGGUAUAUGCGGUAGUAGUGUCACAUGAACCUACCGGUGAUUUAUCACCAGCAGCGGUUAGUUAUACCAACGGAUUUUACCAAAUACCGAUCAUAGGAAUAUCUUCUCGGGAUGCUGCAUUUUCGGAUAAAAAUAUACAUGUUUCAUUUCUUAGGACAGUUCCACCGUAUUAUCACCAAGCAGAUGUCUGGCUUGAAAUGCUAAACCAUUUUGGCUAUACUAAGGUCAUUAUCAUACAUAGCUCUGAUACGGAUGGACGUGCAGUUUUGGGUCGGUUUCAAACUACAUCGCAAACUAAUUACGAUGACAUAGAUGUUCGUGCCACUGUUGAAAGCAUUAUUGAAUUUGAACCAAAAUUGGAAACAUUUACAGAUAACUUGUUAGAAUUGAAAACAGCGCAGUCGAGAGUUUAUUUAUUAUAUGCAAAUGCGGAUGACGCUUAUGUAAUUUUCCGGGACGCAGCCCAAAAUAAUAUGACUGAAACCGGGCACAUAUGGAUUGUUACCGAGCAAGCAUUGCAAGCCAACAAUACCCCAAUAGGUGUUUUAGGUUUGGGGCUAAACUAUGCGACUAGUGAAAACGAGCAUAUAAGGGAUGCAAUAUACGUUUUAGCAUCCGCAAUAAAAGAAAUGAUGACUCAUAAUGAAACAAUCACUGAAGCACCAAAAGACUGUGACGAUACAGGCUCUAUUUGGGAAUCUGGUCGCAAGAUGUUUAACUAUUUAAAAACUCGAAACAUUCGUGGUGCAACUGGUCAGGUGGCAUUCGAUAGUAACGGAGAUAGAAUGUAUGCGGAAUAUGACGUAGUCAAUGUACAGCUUUCUACAUCAUUAUUAACCAAGAAAAAUAUUGUCGUUGGAAGCUUUUUUUAUGACGCAGAAAAAGGAAGAAUGAAACUUAAAAUCAAUGACACUGCUUUAAUAUGGCCAGGAAACACGGAGAAAAAACCAGAGGGAAUUAUGAUACCAACACAUUUGAAAGUUUUGACUAUUGAAGAAAAGCCCUUUGUAUAUGUACGGAAACUUUUGGAUGAUGAUAUUGAUUGUGAGGACGAUGAAAUUGUAUGCCCCCAUUUUAAUACUACUGACGGAAACGAAAAAGAUUUCUGCUGCAAAGGAUAUUGUAUAGAUUUGCUUAAAGCAUUAGCGCAACGUAUUAACUUCACCUUCGAUCUAGCAUUGUCUCCAGAUGGCCAAUUUGGUCAUUAUCAACUCAAGAAUCACACGACUGGUAUAGGAACGAGUGUCAAAAAAGAAUGGAACGGUUUGAUAGGCGAAUUAGUUAUGGAAAGGGCGGAUUUGAUAGUAGCACCUCUAACUAUUAAUCCUGAACGCGCUGAAUUUAUUGAAUUUUCAAAGCCAUUCAAAUAUCAAGGGAUUACAAUUCUUGAGAAGAAGCCGUCCAGAUCGAGUACAUUGGUUUCAUUCUUGCAACCGUUUAGCAAUACGUUGUGGAUAUUGGUAAUGGUAUCUGUCCACGUUGUCGCAUUGGUUCUUUAUUUAUUGGAUAGGUUUUCUCCAUUCGGCCGGUUUAAACUUACCACAAAUGACAGUACUGAAGAGGAUGCACUCAAUUUAAGCUCAGCAAUUUGGUUUGCUUGGGGAGUUCUUUUGAAUAGUGGAAUCGGUGAGGGCACCCCUAGAAGCUUUUCAGCGAGAGUGUUAGGAAUGGUAUGGGCCGGAUUUGCAAUGAUUAUCGUAGCAUCAUACACUGCCAAUUUGGCGGCUUUCCUAGUUUUGGAAAGACCAAAGACGAAACUGUCUGGAAUAAAUGACGCUCGUCUACGCAACACAAUGGAAAAUCUUACAUGUGCAACUGUAAAGGGUUCUGCAGUAGAUAUGUAUUUUCGGCGACAAGUAGAAUUAUCCAACAUGUACCGAACCAUGGAAGCAAACAAUUACGCUACCGCUGAGCAGGCUAUCCAAGACGUAAAGGAUGGAAAACUGAUGGCUUUCAUAUGGGAUUCAUCUCGUUUGGAAUACGAAGCAUCGAAAGAUUGUGAACUAGUUACAGCUGGAGAGCUUUUUGGAAGAAGCGGAUAUGGUAUAGGACUGCAAAAGGGAUCGCCUUGGACUGAUGCUGUAACUUUAGCAAUACUUGAUUUUCAUGAGAGUGGGUUUAUGGAAUCACUUGACAGAGAAUGGAUAUUUCAUGGAAAUGUUCAGCAAUGUGAACAAUUUGAAAAGACACCAAAUACGUUGGGCUUGAAAAAUAUGGCUGGUGUAUUUAUUUUAGUUGGAGCAGGCAUCGUAGGCGGAAUAGGGUUGAUCAUUAUUGAAGUCGUUUAUAAAAAGCAUCAAAUUAAGAAGCAAAAGAGGAUGGAAAUUGCCAGGCAUGCUGCUGAUAAAUGGAGAGGUACUAUUGAGAAAAGAAAAACAUUACGCGCCUCAUUGGCUAUGCAACGACAGUACAAUGUAGGUUUAAACUCAGUUUCUAAAUCAGUCAGUCAGGCAAUUGAUAAAAAUCGCUAUCCAAAACUUAACCCUUUACCUCGCGCACCGGAGCGCGCAUGGCCCGUGGACUCGGAAUUAAGUCGAAAUCGAAGACUCAACGAUCAUAGUUAUAAACCCCCGCCUAGGUAUAUGCCAACAUAUGCAACAGAUGUUUCUCACUUGGUUGUUUGAGACAAUUAGGGAAGUUUUACAAUAUAAUGUCAAAAUAAAAUGCUAUUGGGUACUGAAUAUAACUAUAAACAAUUCGACGUACAUUAUUAUUAAUACCAUGCGUCGU
This is a messenger RNA of Sabethes cyaneus, 2974 nucleotides long. RefSeq names its product glutamate [NMDA] receptor subunit 1 (gene Nmdar1). NCBI's taxonomy places the organism in Eukaryota, Metazoa, Arthropoda, Insecta, Diptera, Culicidae. Gene Ontology annotation, cellular component: NMDA selective glutamate receptor complex; synapse; plasma membrane. Bases 1 to 2868 code for a protein of 955 amino acids. Gene Ontology annotation, biological process: monoatomic ion transport; chemical synaptic transmission; regulation of membrane potential. The transcript has 14 exons. Gene Ontology annotation, molecular function: NMDA glutamate receptor activity. The record is from RefSeq and is a predicted model, not a curated record.